Molecule: messenger RNA, 1229 nt
Organism: Carassius gibelio (silver crucian carp)
Lineage: Eukaryota; Metazoa; Chordata; Actinopteri; Cypriniformes; Cyprinidae
Gene: tex30
Product: testis expressed 30
Exons: 5
Coding region: 307-1053 (248 amino acids)
Source: RefSeq, a predicted model, not a curated record
CUGAGAACUAGUGACAACAUGCUCUGGUUGUUCCUAUCUAAAGUUUUAACUAGUGUUCUAUUGUUUCAUUUCAAACCAAACAAACUUACAUUUCUUAAAAAUUGCUUUUAGUUCAUCAUAAAGACAUGUUUUAACAUUUUCAACCAUCUUACCUGAGGCGCUUGCUCACUCCUUUACAUCAGGUGGCGCUGUAAACAACGUGAUCAUAUGAACAUCGACACGUCACGUGUCCACGUGGGAGAAACCCGGGUAUUUUAGAGCUCCUUGCUUCAACCCUGCUUCAUCCACGCAACUAAUAAUCACUAAAUGGAGUUUUUAGAGGAGAAUGUGAGAAUCCCGUUCGAGCAGAAGGAGCUGGACGGUGUGUUGACGGUCCCUGCUGACGUCAGCGCGGGACAGUGCACAGCUGUGGUGUUGACUCACGGCGCGGGGGGAGACAUGCGCACCAAACAGCUGGAGAGCCUCGCGCACGCUCUCGCCCGCGCAGGCAUUCUGUGUCUGCGAUUCACCUGCAGGCCGCCGAACCUUCAAUACAGAAUCAGAGCGUAUAGCGCUGUUGUAGAGUACUUAAAGACCCAUGAGAGAUAUGCACCAAACAGCCUUUUCUUGGGAGGACGCUCUAUGGGUGCUCGUACAGCUGUUGCUGUGUGUAAACAUGUGUGUGACAGAGAGAAGGAUGCAGUCCAAGGUGUUCUGUGUUUGUCAUUCCCACUGCAUGUACCAGGAAAACCACAAACAUAUGUUGAGCGGAGCCAUGGCCUGCGUGCACUGUCCCAAACUUCUGUGCUGUUUGUUUCUGGCACUGCAGAUAACAUGUGUCAACAGGUGAACACAUAUGAGACGUUUGCAAUUGGUUUGGGCUUUAAACUGGAAUCUUCUACAACAUGUUAUGCAUGUCAUGAAAAACCCUUCUGCGGUUCACUGGGUAAAGGAUGCAAACCAUGGACUCACAGUACGUGGCAGAACAGAAGAAUCAGUACAGGAGGAAGUCAAUUCACAGAUUAUUGCAUGGGUACUACAACACAAAUGAAAUGCAUCUUUAUAAAUAGAUAAAUGUAGUUAUUACUGUUUGGAUGAAAGAAGAUGGCGAUCUGUUGACCCCUUACCCUCUGUUUAUAGUUACCGUAUAUUAACUGUGUUCUCUCUCUCUCUCUCUCUCUCUCUCUCUCUCUCUCUCUCUCUCUCUAUAUAUAUAUAUAUAUAUAUAUAUAUAUAUAUAUAUAUAUAUA